Messenger RNA from Bipolaris sorokiniana ND90Pr, 669 nucleotides. RefSeq lists its product as uncharacterized. The transcript has 2 exons. Lineage: Eukaryota; Fungi; Ascomycota; Dothideomycetes; Pleosporales; Pleosporaceae. The record is from RefSeq and is a predicted model, not a curated record. The coding region runs from base 1 to 669 and encodes 222 amino acids.
AUGCUUUCACAACAGAAAGAAGCUGACUGGCUAUUUAAAAAACUGAACAAGGUUAUGAUAGAAGAAUGUUAUCAAUAUAGGAAGAACGAGCAGCCGCAGCUAGACUCUCUUUUCGAUGCGAAGCAAUGGGAGCAGUUCGUCAACACGGCACAAUCUAAGAUCAGGAUGAGUAAGCAGUGUCUCGCUCCGCUUGUUAAGACAGCCGAGUAUUGGGGUAUGAAUAAGGUCCAAUACUAUGAGUGGGCUUCAAUGGGACUCAAGUACUGCAAUGUACUUGCAGCAGCAGCUUCUCAAAAUCCCGUCUGGGAAGACGCCCGGGUCAAGCUUAACCAGCUACUUUUGAGAAGGAUUACAGAAGGGCGUUUUCUAAGAAAGACAGCGAACCCUUUCUACCUGGUCGACUUGGAGCACCUUAUUGCUUGGACGGGCAAAAUCGACUUUGAAAAGAAAGGCCGCAGAGCAUACAUCUUGAAGUAUAAGACAAUUGCCGAAUCCGAUCUGCCAGUUAACUAUGUACUUGACCGGUUCGGUUCCCGUAUCAUCCGCACAAAGCUGCAGACAUAUUCACGAGAAGUACAACAGCCAUCUUGGAUAGCCAUCUUUCUCAGCGAUGUGCUCGUAAUUGGAAAGUAUUGCGAAUGCUUCUUGUACAAGGGGGUUGUGUAUUAA